This is a messenger RNA of Zea mays, 1243 nucleotides long. RefSeq lists its product as uncharacterized. The record is from RefSeq and is a predicted model, not a curated record. Bases 219 to 1133 code for a protein of 304 amino acids. The transcript has 2 exons. Lineage: Eukaryota; Viridiplantae; Streptophyta; Magnoliopsida; Poales; Poaceae.
ACAUCAAAAACCAAACUGGCCUCUUUGGUAUUUGAAACCGACAAAGCCUACUAUAUAGGUGGGAUUAGAACGUCUUUAAACGGGCCCACUUUGGUAUUCCAGGUGUAUAUAUACCCACGCGCCUGACGGAGAGGUUCAGAAAAAUACAAAGCAACAAGAGCCGUCGCAGAGAUCCGAGCGAGCAUAGAGUAGAUCAAAAAAAAAAAAAACAUACCAACAUGGUGACCCUAGAAAACCUACGCCGCAUAUAUGGCCAUGUCGUGGAGAGGGCGACCCUGGCGCGCGACCUCCUGGCCCCCGCCGCCGGCCAACUCUCCGGCAAUCUGCACAGCCGUUGUAUUCUGGCCCAGCAACUCGACCUGUCCUUCCCCGAGAAAGACGACGACUUGCGUGCCGAUCUGGAGAAGUUCGGCGCCAUUGAGGCGAUCGCUUUAUGCCGACACCUGUUCAUGGCGGUGAUUGUCUUCAGGGACGAAGCGAGCGUGCCGGUCGCUUUCCGGAGGCAAGAGGAAAUAUCAUCUGGGCUGUACAGCGCCGUCCCGCCUCCCCACCUUGCGCUCUCCACGAGUUUUAUUCAUCCAAACAGUAUCAAGGUUAAUUUGUACUCCAACACAUCAACUGCGUCGUCUGGAGAUUCAACUGCAAAACAUAGCACGGAGCCAACUACUACAGAGGCAGCAACAAGCAUCGGACAAUCAAUGAUGCCGCUAUGGAUGGAAUCGAGGCCAGCGACUGUGUUCCAAAACUACCUUGGCGAUGGCAGUCGGUUCGUGCCAUCAAGGAGGUCACAGAUUUAUGGGCCAACACUGGGUGCAGAUGGUCGCUUGUGGAUGGAAGGCUUCAACAUUGUCCAGUGUGGAAAUUACGCACAAUCAGUACCUACGGCCAUACCAGUUGCUCAGGUGCCUCAGCUACUUUACCAGUCAGAGGAUGAACUAGCGGCGAGGCGAACACGCAGUCACAUCACAAUCUCAUCGUCAGUUGGGUCCCCUAUAAACCCGCUCCAGCGCUCUCCGAUCAGAGCGACUCCAUUGCGAGUCGGUUCAUACCCCCGGUCGACAGAGGUGUCCGUCUGUACUGCUGUGAAUAUAGGUUCGGCUUUUCCGGCCAUUAUGAUCACGACCCGAAAAUAGUAGCUCAAAGCACGGCCGGACACGAAAUUUGUCUUUACCAAUUUAUCUUUACCACGCUUCUGUUUCCCUAACAACUUGAGGCUUGUCCCCUUAAAUAUUUCUUGAGUGUC